Molecule: messenger RNA, 2305 nt
Organism: Nerophis ophidion (straightnose pipefish)
Lineage: Eukaryota; Metazoa; Chordata; Actinopteri; Syngnathiformes; Syngnathidae
Product: gastrula zinc finger protein XlCGF57.1-like
Exons: 3
Coding region: 326-1981 (551 amino acids)
Biological process (GO): regulation of transcription by RNA polymerase II
Cellular component (GO): PcG protein complex; transcription regulator complex; nucleus
Molecular function (GO): DNA-binding transcription factor activity, RNA polymerase II-specific; RNA polymerase II cis-regulatory region sequence-specific DNA binding
Source: RefSeq, a predicted model, not a curated record
ACGUCAAGUGUGCCAACUGUCGUAAAAGCACAUGGAAGAAGGACAAAGAAGUGAAGGCGGACGCUAAUAAGUUAGUGUUGUUAUUUGUUCGCUAUGAUGUAAAUAUUUAUGUCGUAAAGAGACAUAUUUAAUUAUUUAUUUCAGGGUAGAACGUCUCAGUCUGCGAACAUAUUUUCGUUGCUUUGCUAGUCAGGACUAUAAAGCUGAGAAGCGUCACGUGCUAGUUAGCUUAGCUUGUUAGCUGCUAACAAAGAAACGCGGACGUUAUCAACACUUCGCUAAGUAGAAAUCAAAUCUGAGUGUAAAGUGUUGUGAUUGUGUGAAAAUGUGCGAAAGAACGGGAGCAAAGUGUGAGGAGGAACUUUCCAAAAGAAAAGAGGAGGACAAUCAACUACUGGACGCUGUUUUCAAGAAACAUCAAGUUGUGUUACACAUAAAAGAUGUCCAGCAGCCCCCUCACAUAAAAAAGGAAGAGGAGGAUCCACAGCCCCCCCACAUGAAAGAGGAAGAGGAGGAAGUGUGGAUCAGUCAGGAGGGAGAGUGUCCUGUAGGGCAGGAGGAGGCUGAUGUCAGCAAGUUUCCACUGACUGUUGUCUCUGUGAAGACUGAAGAGCAUGAAGACAAACCACCUGAGUCCUCACAGCUUCAUCACAGUCCAAACGUCCAGCAGGUGUCAGCAGAGAGUCAUGAAGAUAUUCCCUCCAAGCAGCAGGAGUGGAGCUCCAGUGUGGGACAGAAGGAGCUACAGGACCCCUCCCACAUUAAAGAGGAGCAGCUUCAUGAUGAAAAUGAAGCUCAGUCCUUACAGCUUCAUCACAGUCAAAGUGAGGAGAACAGAGGGGUGGAGCUUGUAAGUCAACACAUCACAGAAGCUGAUGGAGAGCAUUGUGAAGAUAUAAAGUCAGAACCAGACAGCAUCUUUGCUCCACUGUCAGACAUGGACCACAUGAUGUCACACUCUUCUGAUCACAGUGACCACAUCCAAAAACCUUUGAAGAGUAAAAAUGACUCCAAAGGUGAUAUGAGACAUCACACUAACAACAAACACUUGGACUGCUCUGAAUGUGGGAAAUCAUUUAGACACAAGAGUAAUUUUACAGUACAUAUGAGAAUACAUACUGGAGAGAAACCUUUUACUUGCUCGGUUUGUAAGAAGAGUUUCUCCACAAAGCUUGAUAUGACCACACACAUGAGAACACACACUGGAGAGAAACCUUUUACUUGCACUUUUUGUAAGAAGAGUUUCUCUAGAAAGAUUGACAUGACCAGACACAUGAGAACACACACUGGAGAGAAACCUUUUGCUUGCUCUGUUUGUAAGAAGAGUUUCUCCAGAAAUAAUCACAUGACCACACACAUGAGAACACACACUGGAGAAAAACCUUUUGCUUGCUCAGUUUGUGCUAAAAAAGUCAACACUAAGAAUGAUAUGCUAUUACACAUGAGGAUACAUACUGGUGAUAAACCUUUUACUUGCUCUGUUUGUAAGAAAGGUUUCUUCACAAAGCAACACAUGAUCACACACAUGAGAACACACACUGGAGAGAAACCUUUUGCUUGCUCUGUUUGUAAGAAGAGUUUCUCCAUUAAGUCUGCCAUGACCUCACACAUGAGAACACACACUGGAGAGAAACCUUUUACUUGCUCUGUUUGUGAGAAGAGUUUCUCCAGAAAGCUUACCAUGACCGAUCACAUGAGAACACACACUGGAGAGAAACCUUUUACUUGCUCUGUUUGUAAGAAGAGUUUCUCCAAAAAGCAACACUUGACCACACACAUGAGAACACAUACUGGAGAGAAACCUUUUACUUGCCUUGUUUGUAAGAAGAGUUUCCCCAGAAAGUGUGACAUGACCACACACAUGAGAACACACACUGGAGAGAAACCAUUUAGUUGCACUGUGUUUGCUAUAAGGUUCGGGUUUAAGAAUCAGGUCAGUAGACACAAGUGUGUAACAGUCAUGGAAGCUGCAGGGAAUUAAAAAAAACUUAAAAAGUGAAUGUGCUAAAUGUACUUUAAGAACACAGCAUGUUUAAUAUAAAUUUAUAUUAGAUGUUGUAUGUAGUGCAUCUUAUCUUUUACUGUUAAAGUUAAAGUACCAAUGAUUGUCACACACACACUAGAUGUGGCGAAAUUAUUCUCUGCAUUUGAUCCAUCACCCUUGAUCACCCCCUGGGAAGUGAGGGGAGCAGUGGGCAGCAGCGAUGCCGCGCCCGGGAAUCAUUUAUGGUGAUUUAACCCCCAAUUCAACCUUUAAGGAGAACAAUAUCACAAUUUCACAAGGGUUAAAAACAAUAAAAAUCAG